Molecule: messenger RNA, 3171 nt
Organism: Meriones unguiculatus (Mongolian gerbil)
Lineage: Eukaryota; Metazoa; Chordata; Mammalia; Rodentia; Muridae
Gene: Efcc1
Product: EF-hand and coiled-coil domain containing 1
Exons: 8
Coding region: 370-2085 (571 amino acids)
Molecular function (GO): calcium ion binding
Source: RefSeq, a predicted model, not a curated record
GGCAGAGGACACAAGGCAGUUUGACCGAGCAAGGGCCUGUGAGUACUAGAGAACACAACUGCAGACUCAAGUGCUCCCGCCCCUGGCGACAGCCGCGGGAAGGCCUAGAGAGGGCAAAAGAACUGAGCCAGGAGUGAUGGGGAGUGAUGGGGAGCGUGGGGCAAGGCCUACGGCCCCAGGGAGCGAGCACGCAGCUCCAGCGCCCCCCACCGGGGCAAACCUAGACGCCCUGCACGGCCCACGCAGCCUGCCUGGACGCGGUCCCGCGCCUCUCCGGCCCCGGCGGUGGCCGCCCGGCCCCUCCCUCCGCGGACGCGGACGGCCGUCCGAAAGCGCCUCUGGGACGAGAGGAGCCGCCGGGGUCCGGGCAUGGAGGGCGCGGCGGGAGACCCGUACCGGAGGCCCGCGCGGCGCACGCAGUGGCUGCUGAGCGCCUUGGCUCACCACUACGGGCUGGACCGCGGCGUGGAGAACGAGAUCGUGGUGCUGGCCACGGGUCUGGAUCAGUAUCUGCAGGAGGUCUUCCAUCACCUGGACUGCCGCGGGGCCGGCCGCCUGCCGCGCGCCGACUUCCGCGCGCUCUGCGCCGUCCUGGGGCUCAACGCUGACGGGGCGGCGGCCGCCGAGGGCACAGGCUUGGCGGAGGCGGCCGCCGAGGACCCGGCUGCCGCGACCGGCGCCGGGGGAGAGGCGGACGCCAGGGAAGAGGCGCGCCUGGCCCUGCGCGCCGACCCUCCCGAGCUCACCUUCCGCCAGUUCCACGCCCGCCUCUGCGGCUACUUCAGCACCCGAGCGGGACCCCGGCUGCCCCGCGGAGCUCUCAGCGAGCACAUCGAGACCCAGAUCCGCCUCCGCCGCCCGCGCCGCCGCCGCCGCCGGCCUGGCUCACCGAGCCUGCGCGGUGGCGCCCAGGGCGAGCGCGCGGCGCAUCUGGAGGAGGAGAACAGUAGCCUGCGCGAGCUGGUGGAGGACCUAAGGGCUGCGCUGCAGAGCAGCGACGCGCGCUGCCUGGCUCUUCAGGUCGGCCUCUGGAAGAGCCAGGCGGACGUCCCGGAAGCCGCGGCGCACGAGCUGCAGCGAGCGCAGGGCGCGCUGGCGGAGGCGGAGGCGCGCGCCCGGUGGCUGCAGCGCGGCCAGGUGGAGGUGCGGCUGCGCACGGAGGAGGCCCGGCAGGCGGUGCUGCGCAGCCUGCACCGCGUGCGGGAGCUGGAGGCGCUGGCGCGGCGCCUUCCCCGCUUACAGCGCCAAGUGCAGCGACUGGAGGCGGAGCUUAGGCGGUACAGAUCAGAGGGGCCUCAGCUCCUAAAGCCCCCGCAAGCCAGUCCACAUCUAGGAAACAAGAAUGGCGAACCUACGGCUAGAGGAACCAGAGAUGGGCACACCACUCCAGAGGGAUCCCAGCGCUCAGACACCAGCUUAAGGAGCAGAGACACAGAUGAAGCAGAGGCUGAGCAGCUGUUCCGCUCCGUGGAAGGCCAGGCCGCCUCUGAGGAAGAGGAGGAAGAGAGGUGGCAGGAAAGGUCAAGGCCCCCACAGGCCCAUGUCGAUGUAUCCCUGAGGCAACCUCCAGGCUGCCUGAGUAGGUGUGACGACCAGACCGACGAGAAGCCCAAGGCCGCCUUUGGCCGCUGUGACGGAGCUGAGAACAUCUGCGCCCUGGAGCUAGAGCCCCAUGUCACCAGGCUCGGGGAGCAGCUGCAGACCCUGGGCUGCAGCACAGAGACCCUGGGGACACCGGAGGAGGAGGCGGAACCGCAGCAAAUGUUGGAGACUGAGCAUCUGAGGCUGGAGCUGCAGAUGGUGGAGACAGAGCGGGUACGGCUGUCGCUGCUGGAAGAGAAGCUGGUGGAUGUGCUACAACUCCUGCAAAGGCUCCGGGACCUGAACAUAUCAAAACGAGCCCUGGGGAAGAUUGUGCUGAACGCCCUGGACCGGAACCCCUCACAGGAAGGUACACAUGGCACCUUGGCCAUACUGGACGCCUUGCACCAAGCCCUGGUCGGCUGUGAGCUCCUGCAGAGAAAUUCCUCAGCACCAGCACCCACAGCUCCUGCACAGACGAACCCCUUCCGCAUCUCCUGCUGAGCCCGCCGGCCCAGCCUUGGGCCACCAUGGUCAUUCUAGCCAUCGUCAAACCAGCUUUGACCACAACUAAAGUAGCCUCCAUGGUCAACCUGACCACCAUGGGGCUAAUGUUGGCUGUCACUGGACCAGCCGCCAUGGUUAACUAGACCACCAUAAGUCCAGCCUCCAGGGUCCCCCUGACCACUGCUGGACUGUCUUCUGCCGUCUGAACACUCUCCACAAACUGACUGUUCCUCCCUCAGAACUCUGGCAGCCAAGGCUCCUUCCAAAACUGGGUCUGACAGAUACCCCUCCCUUGGGCCUCUCCCAUUCUCUCAGAGCCCCCACAUGGAAACCCUGCAGUUGCUAGAUCAGCCUGAACCUGAGGCUACUGCCCUUAUCCUGAGCACAGUACACAGCACACUCGGAAUCUCCACCCUAGAGCCCCGAGUUGCCCCCAGCCCCAGCGCCGUCCUCCUCCACCAGCCUGCUGAGUAAGCCCAGGCCAGCCCCCAGGACACACCUCAUCACUAGGGAAUUUCCCACAUCCCAGGAAGUGCUGAGGCUAGAAACAGCAGAAAGUUCCAAGGUUUUCCUUGUAUAUGUGAUAAUAUAACGUAUAGCCAAAGAUUAAUUUGUAUUUUUCAAUUGUUUUACAUACCAUGCAUUUCUGAGAGCAUACCAGGCCUGAGGUUUGAUAAAUGAGUAAGCAGGCAUCUCUGUGUGGUCAUUAAGUGACUGAACUUUCAAAGCAGGUGAAAUGAAAUGGCCAUACUCAUUUGCACACUUAUAUUUUCCAUGUUGGUGCAAAAAAUAAUGCCAGAUGAAAAAUGUAGAAAGUCUAAAAAACACAAAAUAACACCAAAAUAGCAUUACUUCUCUAAAUAAGCUGACACAGAACUAUUUCACAUUCGGUAACUUAGAAAAAUAAAGCCAGCGUUUCCUAUUUUUCAUACACAAAACCAAAGCAAUGGUUGGAGUUUAUACAGUUUAUACUAACUAUAUCUUAGAAAAGAAGUUAAAUGAAUUUAUUAAUCUUUUUCACUUGUAAAUACAUUAACUUACUUGUUGCAUCAUUGUAUAAACUAAUUUUAUCAGUUAACCAAA